UGCUCUUGGAGCUCCCCUCGGCCGCCGGCUUGUGUGAGAGACCGAACGCGCUCUUGCGGCCGUAAAGCGGGGAAAGCGGCGGCCGCUGAACGGUUCAUCUCGCCGCGUAGCGCCACAACGGCGGCUGUGCCAGUCGGAAACCGCGCGGGAAGCAUGCGUUCCUCGCCGCUCGAGAAGACGUCGCCGGAUGGCUGGGCCGAGUAGCAGGGACGCUGUUCCGGGACGCCCGUGUUGUUCUCCGAGCAGCCGUCACAGGUUCGCUGUCACGUGAGCGGCAGGCGAAAUAAGAAAGCGAAACGACGCCUAUAUCGACGACAGUGUGAACGGCGAUUGCGGUUUUUCGACGGUGCACGAUGGUGGUUACGAUGGACGUUGUGACGACGACGCCGACCACUGCGGCGAACAGUGCCGAACCCGGCAGUGAGGAGGAACACGCGACCGCGUGCAUCGUGAGGUGUUGGAGGCGCUUCAAAGUGGCGGUCCGGUCUCAGGCACUGAUGGUCGUAUGGGUAGGCGCUGUCACAGCCAUAUUUUUCGCCACCUACUGCACAUACAAAUACGAAGAGAAGCACUUCUACUUACGUGAAAUGCUCGGGGUGGGGCUCUGCUUGUCCCGAGCAACAGCGGCAGUGAUCAACUUCAGCUGCUUCAUGGUGCUCAUUCCAAUGUGCAGGACACUGUUACAGAUUCUCAGCUCUAGGUUGCCCCCGAAAUUUCACGGAUGUGUGCGGGUAUCUGUGGACCAAGGAGUUAGGCUACAUGUUCUUUUCGCCGCAACUAUCAUCAUCACUUCAAUUGUCCAUUCUUUGGCGCACCUUGUUAACGCGUGCAACUUUUCUUCGUACUACUCGCACGACUUCGUGGACAUCAAUAUGGCCAGGUAUCCCGGAGAGGAUCCGCUACUGAUGAUACUCAGGACAGUUCCAGGUUGGACUGGACUAGCAAUGGUGUGCCUUUUGGUGUUUCUCUCUGUCGCAUCGCUCAAGUGUGUCAGGAGAUCGUGCUACGAUCUUUUCUGGUACUCGCAUCAUCUUCUACUACUGUUCCUGGUGUUAGCAAUUUUUCAUCCUCUCAGCGGAGUCCUUAAAGAACAAGUGAACAUUGAAGAGCACGUCCCUGGUUGCCAGUACAUGAACACCAGCAGGAGAGACGAGGUUCCUUAUCCGGAGCCACGGCCGGACGUUGGAGUCUGCUUUGUGCCGCCCAUUUUCAUCUCUCAAAAGAGCGAGACGUGGAAAUGGAUGCUGGCGGCUUUCGCGCUCUUCGGCCUGGAUGCCUGUUGCCGCCUCUACAGGCGACGCUCGGCCGCCAAACUUGAAGCGGUCCAGCUGCACGGUGCCCCUCCAACAUUCAAGACCGAUGCGUGUGCAUCGGCAACAACGGCGCCUAGCCUUGUACCUGCUUCUAUCGAAGACCCGUACCGCGAUUCAGUCGUCGAACUGCGGCUAGCCAAGAAAGGGAUGAUCGCCAGGCCGGGACAGUACGUCCUGCUCAACUGUCCGAAAAUAUCAUUGAUGGAGUGGCAUCCUUUCACAGUAACAUCCUGUUCAAAAGGUGGGGACAACACAUUCACGCUACACUUGACUACAAGUGGCGACUGGACAGGUGUACUACGAACAAAGCUUGUCACUCCAAAUGUUUCUAAGAAAAGUGACAAGCCAGUGUACCCAAAAUUGUACGUGGACGGCCCUUUCUGUAGCAGGUCUGAGCGGAUAGGACGCAGUGCCAUCACUAUUUGCAUAGCCGGUGGCAUUGGCAUUACACCAUUUGUUUCGUUCUUCAAUCACAUAAUCUCUUCGAAGAACGUUUUGCGAGUUGAACGACUGCACUUAGUAUGGGUCAGCAGAAGCAUCAGCAUGUUCGCAACAUUUGCUGAUCACCUGACCAACUUACACUAUGAGAUGUGGCGACAAAACUUGCCCGAUUUCUUCACUAUGCACCUAUAUGUGACGCAAGGAAGCCCGCAUGAAAUUAUUUCGAAUGAAUUUCGGCAGAAGUAUCAAUUACUCGCACAUCGGAUACAUGUCGGAAGACCGGAUUGGUCAAGUCUGUUUCGUGAGUGGCAGACGGUAUACCAAAGGCAAAAGGUGGCCGUCUUUUCGUGCGGGCCGGCUUCGCUUAACAAGGAAAUCAAGAAGCACUGUCACAUCGCCACCCUGGCGGGCCACAGAUUCGCCUUCUACAAGGAGAGCUUCGCGUGAGAGACUGCUUGGAUGGGCUUCGCGUGCCGGCUGCACUUCCCAGUCAUUGCUUGUGAUACUCGCUGUUUGCGCUGUGCUGUCUUCAUAGAAGUGACCUGAACUUUGAUCGCCGGUAACUCAAGCCUUUUUCCCGUUGUGCAUCGGACUGUGAAGAACGACCAGCAAGUGCCUCUGCAAGUGAAAAGGUCGCAUACGAGAUGCAUCGGCCCCGUACGUUUUCACGAGUGACGACUUCCGGGUCGUUUGAAUUUUCCUUCCGAGACAUUCUGUUAUUUGUUGUUGACUGCUGUGUUGUGCCUGAUAUCAACUGCUCUGUUUAUUUAUUUGAUAGUUGAUGUUACCGGCAGUGCCCCCCGCUUUUGCGCGUUAAUACUUACGUUUGUUUUAAGCAAGAGAGUUCCUUUGUUUUUGAAUACCAGAGCUAUGUCGUUUUUUUAUGAAUAAAAAUGAGUCCCUGAUUUGAGACAUGUUAUUUUGCAGUGA
Molecule: messenger RNA, 2684 nt
Organism: Rhipicephalus microplus (southern cattle tick)
Lineage: Eukaryota; Metazoa; Arthropoda; Arachnida; Ixodida; Ixodidae
Product: NADPH oxidase 4
Biological process (GO): superoxide anion generation; defense response
Cellular component (GO): plasma membrane; NADPH oxidase complex
Molecular function (GO): superoxide-generating NAD(P)H oxidase activity
Source: RefSeq, a predicted model, not a curated record